Molecule: messenger RNA, 537 nt
Organism: Rotaria sp. Silwood2
Lineage: Eukaryota; Metazoa; Rotifera; Eurotatoria; Philodinida; Philodinidae
Source: the annotation of a GenBank genome assembly
AUGUUUAUCCAUUCAACGACAACUAAUGUAUCCUCACCGACUCAAAAACAGAAAGAUAAUGAUAAUCGACCAAAUUCUGAUUCACAGUGGUCAGAUAUAACUAAAACAACUGAUAUAGAAGUUCCAUGGAAAGCAAAUGUAUUCGAAAUGCCAGUUGCUAUGGAUCCACAAUAUAUAAUUGAUAAUUUUCGUGAACAUCGUGAAGGUGGGUGUGGGAGUAUUCUUUCAACUGGUGAUUUUCAAUCCAUAAUUAAAUCAGAAUUAAAUUUAUCACCAUAUAUUUAUCUUAUUCAACCAAUGACUUCAAAUGAUCAAGCUCUAAUGUAUGCUUUAUGUACACAAGUUUGUUAUCAAGAUGAAAUCGAUGAUCUUCUAGAACAGCAUUCAAUAAUUUUAGCUGAUAAAUUAAUUGAUGGAUAUUUAUUAAGUUCAUUGAAUAAUUUUGAUUUAUGUUUUUGUGUAAAUAAUGGUGAAGAUGAAUUAUAUGCAUUUGUAUUAACAAUAAUUGAGUGUGAAAAAUAUGAUAAACUUAUUUAA